AAAAAAAAAAAAACACUUCCGGUGGGUGUUAAGAAAGCGUCGAGGGUUUGUCUGUUUUCAUCAUGCUGCUUGUAUGACUCCGAGGGUUGCUCUGUUCGGCUGUUCGCUGUUCGCGGUUCUCGCGCUCGCUGCUCUUCUCUCUGCUUAACGGCUGUGCCGUACACCCUCGUGCGACUUUACUGUGAAGUAACAGCAAUCCUCUGGCGCACUUAGAGGACAUGGCAGCCGCGACCGUGGCUGAGGCGGACCCAGCAGAGACCGAUGGAGCUGCCGCCGCCGCCGCCGCCGCCGCCGCUGCCGCCGCCGCCGCCGCCGCCGCUGCCUUCACGGAUCUUCGCGACACAGGCUGGAAUGAGUCGCAGCUUCGACAGUAUACUUUUCCAACCCGACAGAUACCGCGGCUAUCCUAUACAGAUCCGCGUGCCGAGGUCCUCAUCAAUAACGAGGAGCCUGUUGUAUUAACAGACACCAGUUUAGUAUAUCCAGCUCUAAAAUGGGACAUACCCUACUUGCAAGAGAACAUUGGAAAUGGGGACUUCUCUGUUUACAUAGCAGAAAAUCACAAAUUCUUGUAUUAUGACGAGAAGAAGAUGGCAAACUUUCAGGACUUUGUGCCCAAAUCUCGUCGAAUAGAGAUGAAAUUUUCUGAGUUUGUGGACAAGAUGCAUCAAACAGAGAAACAAGGUGGAAAAGAAAGAGUGUACUUGCAACAAACUCUGAAUGAUACAGUUGGCCGAAAAAUAGUGGUGGAUUUCCUUGGAUUCAAUUGGAACUGGAUUAACAAACAGCAAGCUAAACGAAACUGGGGACCGCUGACCUCAAAUUUGCUGCUCAUAGGCAUGGAAGGUAAUGUGACACCAGCACACUAUGAUGAGCAGCAGAAUUUCUUUGCACAAAUCAAAGGACAUAAGAGAUGCAUCCUGUUUCCUCCAGACCAGUUUGACUGCCUCUAUCCUUACCCAGUUCAUCACCCAUGUGACAGACAGAGUCAGGUCGAUUUUGAAAAUCCAGAUUAUGACAAGUUUCCUAAUUUCACAAAUGCUGUUGGAUAUGAGGCUGUUGUGGGACCAGGUGAUGUCUUAUACAUCCCAAUGUACUGGUGGCAUCACAUUGAGUCCCUGUUGAAUGGAGGAGUGACCCUCACAGUAAACUUCUGGUACAAGGGGGCACCCACUCCAAAGAGGAUAGAGUACCCUUUGAAAGCUCAUCAGAAGGUGGCCAUAAUGAGGAACAUAGAGAAGAUGUUGGGAGAGGCCUUGAGGGACCCGCAUGAGGUUGGUCCGUUGCUGAACAUGAUGAUCAAGGGCAGAUAUGAUCAUGGACUGAGUUAAAGGCCUGAGCUGAACUCUCUUUAGUGUGCUGCUAAGUUUCAGGGUCAUGGUGGUGGUGGGUGGAGGUGACCGCUAAUGUUGACAGCGGAUAGAGCGAUUCUGUGGCAAAGACAACAUGGUUUACAUGUAAAUGGAGUACAUCAAGCACAAACAAAUCUUAAAUACUGGUGUAAUGUGGAUAUGACCAUGCAAUUGUUAAUAGUGAACACAAAGCACAUAUAUUUUUAAAUCUAUGCAAAGCAAUUGCACAAUAAAUAUAGAAGAAAA
This is a messenger RNA of Carassius carassius (crucian carp), 1598 nucleotides long. Its product is annotated as hypoxia-inducible factor 1-alpha inhibitor. The coding region runs from base 219 to 1331 and encodes 370 amino acids. NCBI's taxonomy places the organism in Eukaryota, Metazoa, Chordata, Actinopteri, Cypriniformes, Cyprinidae. Gene Ontology annotation, molecular function: [protein]-asparagine 3-dioxygenase activity; ankyrin repeat binding; peptidyl-histidine dioxygenase activity. Gene Ontology annotation, cellular component: nucleus; cytoplasm. The transcript is spliced from 9 exons. The record is from RefSeq and is a predicted model, not a curated record. Gene Ontology annotation, biological process: peptidyl-aspartic acid hydroxylation; negative regulation of Notch signaling pathway.